This is a messenger RNA of Myripristis murdjan (pinecone soldierfish), 3582 nucleotides long. It is a transcript of the gene bin1b, whose product is annotated as bridging integrator 1b. The transcript is spliced from 19 exons. The record is from RefSeq and is a predicted model, not a curated record. Lineage: Eukaryota; Metazoa; Chordata; Actinopteri; Holocentriformes; Holocentridae. Gene Ontology annotation, molecular function: tau protein binding; phospholipid binding. Gene Ontology annotation, cellular component: synaptic vesicle; cytoplasm; plasma membrane. The coding region runs from base 389 to 2095 and encodes 568 amino acids.
GGCCGAGACGGGGUGAGGAGGAAACCCAAUCUCUCCAUAUCGAGCUAAAGCCUUCAUCAAUUAACGGAGGGCGCCGAGAAGGGGAAGAUAACCGGCUCUGUUUUGCCGUUCCUCACUUGUGCCUCCUGCAAACAAAAGCUCUCCACCGGCAGCUUUCGUUGUUUGGGUUCCUGGUCAACUCGAGCCGUAUUAAAUUACGCAUUGCACCUUUAAGAAGCUGUCACCAGGAUUAGAAUUACGCGCAGCGACCCAAGUCACUCUCCAAAGAGGGGGUUUACGCACCGCCGCUAUCCAGGAGAGGCUUCUCCUUUCGACGAGUUCUCUCUCUCUCUCUCUCCGUGCACCCCGCUCUUCUUCUCAGCUUUGGGGAUCCCCGACACCGCGCGACAUGGCCGAGCCAGGGAAAGGGGUCAUCGCCGGGAAACUGGCCAUCAACGUCCAGAAGAAGUUCACCCGGGCGCAAGAAAAGGUCAUGCAGAAGCUGGGCAAAGCAGACGAGACCCGAGACACCGUGUUCGAGGAGAUGGUGGCCAACUUCAACAAGCAGAUGACAGAGGGAACUAAAUUGCAGAGAGACAUGAAAGCCUACUUAGCUGCAGUUAAAGCGAUGCACGAGGCGUCGCAGCGGCUGCAGGACUGUCUGGCCGACAUGUACGAACCUGAGUGGUUUGGCAAGGAGGAGAUGGACUCCCUGAUCGUGGAGAUGAUGGAGAAAGAGAUGGACAAUAACAUGGAGGACACAGACAUGCUGUGGGUAGACUACCAACAGAACAUUACGGACACCACUGUGCUCGACAUGGACACGUACCUGGCCCGGUUUCCUGAUAUUAAGGCUCGUAUAGCGAAGCGCGACAGGAAGAUGGUGGACUUUGACAGCGCCAGGCAUCACUUCGCCAACGUCCAGAAAGGCAAGAAGAAGGACGAGGCCAAGAUCGCCAAGCCAGCAGCUCUGUUGGAGAUGGCGGCUCCCAGCUGGGCUCAGGGUUUGAUUUCAGCCCACCAGGUGGCUCAGACGAGCCUCUCCUUCAACCAGGCGGAGGAGGAGCUGGGCCGAGCUCAGAAGGUUUUCGAGGAGCUGAACGUGGAGUUACAAGACGAGCUUCCAGUACUGUGGGACAGUCGUGUUGGCUUGUAUGUUAACACAUUCCAGAGCCUGGCAGGACAUCAGGACAAGUUCCACAAAGAGAUGAGCAAGCUCUGUCAAAACCUGAACGACAUCAUGACCAAACUGGACGAACAGCGACUGGCCAAAAAGGGAAGUACUGCAGCCAGCAAGACAGGCGCUUCUGGGAAGAGUGAGGGAGCCAACCACAGCGCGUCCGGCGACUCACCACCAAAGAGGCCAGGUCCCCCUCGCCCCACGUCCCGAGCCACACCUUCCCCAGACCACAGACAGCACGACACCGACCAGUACGAUGACGACAGCUCACUGCCUGACACUACGACGGCACAGGCACCAGCAUGGGACUCAUGGCAAGGCCAGUCCCCUGCACCACAGGACCUUGAGUAUCCUGAUGACCAGUAUCCUGAUGACCAGUACCCACAAGAUGCCCAAGGCGGCUGGGAUGAUGAUGAUGGCAGCUCAGAGCCCCAGAGAUACACACAGCCCAGUUGGGACGAUGCAGGGACCGUUGAGGGCCAGGAGAGCUGGAAUGACGAAGGCGCUUCGGCCCCUCAGUCAUACACCGAGCCCAACUGGGACGAUGACGGCACCCAAGCGGAACAGGGUGGCUGGGAUGAUCAGAAAACCGCUGCUGAUCAGUCGUACACCCAGCCCAAUUGGGACAAUGAUGGUGCUGAAGUGGGACAGGGUGAAUUGGAUGAUGGAGAGGAUCAGAACGCGGUGACCAACGGCUCUGAUGGGGAUCUCCCUCCAGGAUUCCUCUACAAGGUAAAAGCAGUGCAUGACUACGCUGCUACUGAUGGUGACGAGCUGGAACUGAAGGCUGGAGACAUGGUGCUGGUUUUGGCCUUUGACAACCCCGAUGAACAGGAUGAUGGCUGGCUCAUGGGCUUGAAGGAGUCUAAUUGGCUGAAGAACAGAGAUCUUUCAGGCAAAGGUGUUUUCCCUGAGAACUUUACCCAGAAGGUUUGAGCUGAACAUUAUGACAAAAUGCUGUCCUCUGCCCCAGUGUCUUGAAAGACAUGAUCGAAUCAUCACAAAAUGUGGCUCUAUUAAUCAAAAUCUACUGGUACAACAUGACAAAAAUUAUACAUUAAAAUACAAGGGCGUCUCCAUGGUUGUGAUAUUGAUUUAUCUGUGGUUUACAUCAUCCUCAUGGAGUGGUGUCAGAAAACAGUGCCAGUUCAGUGUAACUCAGUAAUCACACAUACACACAUAUUAAACAGAUUUUUUUUUUUUCAAUCAAAAAGUGAUGAAAAAAAGCUAUGCAUAUUUUCAUUACAAGUUUUGCUCCAUGAGGUAAACGGUCUAAAAUGUUUGGGCUGUCAAAUAAUAGACUCAAAAUUAAAUGUAUUAUUGUGUUUUUGUUUUGAUUUCUUAUUGCUGAAUUUUAUUUUGUCACUUGAAACCCAAAACAUUGAGUAAGCAACAUAAAAAGGGAAAUAACUGUCAGCAUAUUUUUUGUUCUGUAUUUUCAACUGAUUUUGAAAACAGGGUUUCACAGGGUUUCCUUGCAUGAAGAAUUUGAUUGUAUUGUCAUUUACUUUGUAACAGUUAAUACCAUGACACCAAGUUUGGAUCAACUUGGAAUCACUUUGAACUAUGCCAGUGGAAACGGGCAGAGGCCCUAGACUAGAGCCUUGGAGAACACCACAUGAAAUUAAUUAAUUAAAUAAAUAAAUAAAUAAAAGCAAACUGUUUGCAGGGCCUUAUCUUGUACAUCUUUUUUGGGUGUGGGGGGGGGCUUUUGUAACAUUAUCAGAGGGAACAGUAGUUUGUCUUAUUUAUUUUUUGCCCUUUUAAAUGCAAUACUUCAUUUGUGGCUUUAAUUGAAACGAAUUUCUGAUUUACACAGAGGUCUAUUGUGAUUCAAUCAUCUCCCCAUUCACCUGUAAAAUGUAAAACUAAGAUGUUUAUCAGCAAACUGGGCUGCUGAAUGUUUUACUCUGUCUCUACCACUAUUAAGAGAAUAUAUUAUUUUUGAAUAUUCUUCUGAACAGCAAUGCUAUUCUGGGUCUCUGUGCUCUCUUGAACUGGACAGUCUAACUUUGUAUCAGCCUCAGUGAAAUGUUUUCCUUUUGUGAAUGAAAAUCUUGAUGUGCAACACUGGAUCACGAGUUUGAGUACCUUUUUUCUUUCGUGGUGUUUUCCAGAAAAACUCAGGUUGAGGCCACAUACUAAAAGAAAAUGAUGCUGAUUGUCAAUAUAAUAUCUGAAUGUACUGUGUUUCAACCUGAUAAAUGAGGAAUUGAUCUACCUUCUAAAGAAGCUUGAAACCUUAAUCUGGUUCAAAGUGAUGGCCCGUCCAAGCAGUACCGUCUCAACAAAAUAUCCUGCUGAAAGUUUAGACACAGUCAAAAGGGAUUUUCACACUGGACAUGUGAUAAACAGUGUUACAGCAUAUGUAACCAGCACACUGUUGGAUCGAAUCUGUGUCAUUAAAGAUAAAUGAAACCACA